Messenger RNA from Emiliania huxleyi CCMP1516, 1224 nucleotides. RefSeq lists its product as hypothetical. The transcript has 4 exons. The record is from RefSeq and is a predicted model, not a curated record. NCBI's taxonomy places the organism in Eukaryota, Haptophyta, Isochrysidales, Noelaerhabdaceae. The coding region runs from base 1 to 1224 and encodes 407 amino acids.
AUGGCCGUGGACUACCUCGCCAUCGGCGCCACCCUGGUGUGCCUGCUCGCGGCGGUGGCCGUCUACCUCCACCGCGCGGGCCUCGGACCGUUUGCGCGCAAAGAGGUGCUCUCGGCGAGCCCGUUCGGCCUGCCGCCCGAGCCCGAGGCGCAUGACCCGGACGAGUGGAUGGCGCGCGGGCUUGGGGUGGAGCUUCCGACGGCGGACAUCGAGGCGUACGAGGCGGCGGCGGAGAAGCUCAAGGGCAUGAAGCGCGGCUCGCCCGAGGUGUCCGAGGCGCACCAGCUCGCCGUCAACCUGCUGAUGCAGCGCGCGUGCGCGUCUCUGCUCGCCAUCUGGAAGGCGACGCGCGAGAUGGCGCGCUGCGCCCCCGCGCGAGCUCUUCACCCGGCUCGCCACCCCACCCGUCCGCCGCGCCUCUCGCCGCAGGAGCGGCUCUUCCGCAUGCGGCGCACGAACCGGCUGUCGGACGGCGAGUGGGCGGGCGUGGAGGAGGAGUUCGAGGCGUUCCGUGAGGAGCGGCUCUCGGUGGCGGAGCAGGCGAGCUGGCUGCGGCCCGGCUGGCCCGGAGGCUGGGGCGAGUCCGUCUUCACCGACGCGCACCGCGCCCUCUUGCGGGCGCGGGAGAGGAUGCUGGCAGACGGGCACGAGCCGGACGACGAGCGCGUCCCACCGGCAGGCCGGCUGCGCUUCGAGCCGGGGGCGCGCGUGCAGUGCAACGUCGGCCGCGAUCCCUCCGGCAGCGUCAAGUGGUCGUGCGGCACCGUCCUCUCCUCGUACGAGCUGCCGUACAAGGUUGCUCUCGACGAGGCUGGCCGCGUCAACGCGCCGCAGGCCGGCUCCCACUCUCCCGCUCCCAACCGCGCACCGCCUUACCGCUUCAAGCCGGGCGACCGCGUCGCCGCCAACUGCGGCUCCGAGGGCUUCCUCGCCGGCACGGUCCUCGAGCGAAACAUCCUCGCCGACUUGCAGCCCGGCGAGGAGCGCGGCCCCGCCUGCCCGCCGGGCAAGAAGCUGCGCGCCGCCUACGCCGUCCGGCUGGACGGGCCGCAGCAGCGGGUCGUGCUCGCGCCGAUGGACGUCGAGCGUGUGCAGAAAACCUCCAAAAAUACAGUAGAUACCACGCCGUUCGUGAGGUUUGUGGUGUUUGGAGGCGACACGUACCUCGUACGGCUCUCUCGCUGGGAGCGUCGCUGGUUCUCUAUCGUCUAUGUGAAACACUAA